Drosophila subpulchrella is the source of this 844-nucleotide messenger RNA. RefSeq lists its product as uncharacterized. Bases 131 to 607 code for a protein of 158 amino acids. The transcript is spliced from 2 exons. Lineage: Eukaryota; Metazoa; Arthropoda; Insecta; Diptera; Drosophilidae. The record is from RefSeq and is a predicted model, not a curated record.
UUUCUCUUUCGGUUUUUAGCCUACAAAACGUCAAAGCUACAUCUUAAAGAAGUUCAAAAUUUUUAUUAUAGAAUAUCGGCAUUAAAAAAGUCUAAAGUUUCAGACCUCAAAAAAACGGCUUGCCUCCGAAAUGGAAGAGCCUGCAAAUUCAAAAUAUGCGUUCCAAUCGAGGCUAGAAAGAAUAUUCAUCGAGGAUGCCGUGUCGAGCUGCGACGACUUCCCCAGACCACGCGGGUCCAGGAAAGCAGCCAAGUUUCAGCGGGACAGAGUGGAACCAGCUGAAGAUGGUGACAAUGUCCCUAGAGAAAGAAGGGUCAAGCGCCCGGAACGGAAAAAUAAACUUAAAAUAACCAAGAGCAGGAAGCGUCCUUCCACCAAAGUCACUGCGAGAAAGCGUGCUGCAAGCGCCAAUAAAGCUCAACAACCGAAGGCCACUGGCAUCCCAGAGCCCAGUGUGAAACGGUCUACAAGUCUACGGUCUGAGAUCUACAAGGAGCCCUUCUGGUGGAACUUGUUCGGCACGAAGCAGAUGGAAAAGGAAGCAAAGUCCAGCGAAAUGUCAACCCAAACUAAAUUAACGAGCCGGUAUCUCAAGAAGAAUAUGUGAUGGCGAAGAGCUGUCUCGACACGUUCGGUCUUUCGACAAAUUUUAAAAUGAAGGUGCUGCCACCGGAACAUUGAGAAAAGACGGUCGGGGGUGGCUCUUAAAUGUUCUAUUUAAACUUAUUUAUAAAUGUCUGAAGCCAUUGCACGCUUAUCUUGGCCAAAGGAUUGCCAUUUUGAUUUCUACUUAUACACCAUGCAGGAUGCAUGUGCAGUAUGUGAAUAAAUUUUUGACUCCAGA